AUGUCUCCCGAAAGCGUCUCCUCUCUAUUCCCCCAGAGGCCGAUUCGUCCCUUGCCGAAACGUCGCUUGAGGGAACGCCUCUCUCCUGAGGUGGCGGACUCCAUCGAGUACCCCCCUGCGAACCACAACAGUAGCCCUCUGUUCUACUACCCAAAUAUUGUGCGAGAUGAGAUGCCCUUGAGGACAGGAGGCUUGAAUGGUGCGAGUCGAGGCAGUGGAGGGUACGGGGGAGCACCUCGAGGGACCCCGGCGAUUGGAGAGAGUGACGAGGAGGAAUUGGCGCUGAGCAGCAGCAAAGUUGUUCGGCGCUCGCAUCCAGAGAUCCUUAACCGCGUCUCAACGAAGCCUCCGAAACCGGAACACUUCAAGCACCCCAGCCCUCAGCCGCCUCCUUCGACAACAUCCUCAGCAGAUGGAUACGAAUCGUUCGAGAACACCAACAACAAGAAGAAAAGGAAGAUUCCGACUGCCGGAGACUCGUCGCUAUCUGGUGUACAUUCCCUGGGUGACAUCAACUCUAUAGGUGUAUCAACAGUGAUGUCUCCGUCAAACGACCACGGUGACUUCGCUGGAUCAAUAUCGCCGUCAUACUACGGGGCUGGAAGCUUUGUUGGAAACAACCAAGGUAUCUCAGGACCGGGAAGAGGCAGAUUCGGAAGAUCAAGAAAUGGCAGAAGUCCUCUCAGGGCUUUAUGCGACGCAACAAACAACUGGGUGGGCAGGGGAGCGAAGAUCCGGCCUCCUCAAUGGGCCACGCCAAACGAAAAUCCCGGCAUCAUUUCCAGUGCCAUCGCUAAUGCAGAAAAGGCUCCUUCGGCUCCCGGCCAGGAAAACGUGAGCCUUCUUCAUCAGCAAUCCUCCAGCGUCAAAUCUAGCCCUACUGCCACUCAGUUCACUUUCACUUGCGAUUCCCCAGUUCCAAAGCCUCACUGGCCUGGAACUGAUCCUGCGAUAUCCCAUCCCGGAUACCCCAGACAAGCCAGACACGCCUCGAUGGCGACACAGACUGCGCCAGACGCCGCCGGCACGGAGACUGGCUCAGGCGAUCCUGCGCCUGCUGGCAAAAAAGCUCCCCGGCCCAUGUCGAAGAAGAAGCGCCGUCAGCUUGCCGAGAAGGAACUGCGUAACGCAGCCAAGUCACGUCGUCAGGAAGCCGAAGAGAGAUACUACAAAAAUCCACCCAAGCUUGAAGAUAUGUGGAUUUGCGAAUUUUGCGAGUACGAGAGAAUCUUUGGCUCGCCUCCUUACGCCUUGAUUCGGCAAUACGAGAUCAAGGACAAGAAAGCCCGCGAAAAGGAUGAAGAGCGCAAGCGGCUUUUGGAGAAGGCCAAAACCAAGGGCAGGAAGGCCAGGAAGCAAGCCAAGUCGCCUGCCAAGACGGCAUCAUCUCAGAACCACGCCGAGAGCCAAAUCACUCAAGCUUCUGUGGGCCCUGACGAGAGCAACUCGAGUCCUGGCGAUGACUAUCUCGACGACUAUCCGAACGGCAACUAUCACAACGACGAAGAUUUUGAAGAUACAUACUCUCAAGACGAUCCGCCAAUGUUGCUCAGCGACGAUCCAGAUCAAGAGUGUACUUGCCCACAUACAACCUGCAGUGAUUGCGGCGGAGACCAGAAUGAGGUGGAUGAUCCUGGCGAGGCAGUUGACUGA
This is a messenger RNA of Colletotrichum phormii, 1653 nucleotides long. RefSeq lists its product as uncharacterized. The record is from RefSeq and is a predicted model, not a curated record. The coding region runs from base 1 to 1653 and encodes 550 amino acids. NCBI's taxonomy places the organism in Eukaryota, Fungi, Ascomycota, Sordariomycetes, Glomerellales, Glomerellaceae. The transcript has 2 exons.